This is a messenger RNA of Daldinia childiae, 234 nucleotides long. RefSeq lists its product as uncharacterized. The transcript is spliced from 2 exons. Bases 1 to 234 code for a protein of 77 amino acids. Gene Ontology annotation, molecular function: oxidoreductase activity. The record is from RefSeq and is a predicted model, not a curated record. NCBI's taxonomy places the organism in Eukaryota, Fungi, Ascomycota, Sordariomycetes, Xylariales, Hypoxylaceae.
AUGGACUCUAUGGCUCAGAAUGGAAGCACAAUCUCAGAUGGGCGCAAGCGUGUUCUGGUCGUCGGCGCUGGCGCUGCUGGUAUGUCUACAGCAUAUCACCUGUCGCAACAUCCUGAUAAAUUCCAUGUCACUCUGAUAGAUGCUGUGGAUUAUUGUGGCGGGCAAGCGUUCUCUAUUCCACUGGACAAAGAACGUUAUGGGGCGUCAUGGUGCAAUCAAGGUGUUCAAGUAUGA